AUGCAAGGGCCGGCAAAGAAGGUGCCCUCGGGCGAUGCCCAGCCCAAAAAGCGGCAGGCAGGACCUCAGGAUGACAACGCCGGCCCCGGGAGGCCCAACAAGCGGGCCAAGGCUCGCGCCGAUCGUAACAUUCCCGUUCAUGCAUCCGCUUCCGAUGCCGUCACUGGGGAUGGCGACGUGAACCUGCCAAUCUUCCUGGAGGCUCUCCAGUCCAGCAUUGGCGGUCUCGAGAAAGCCAUGCGUAAGAGCAAGGCCUCGGGAACCAAGCGUGCCUUUCAGCAGGUCCCCCGGGAUAUGCGGCGGCGCACUGCCAGUCACAACCCUAAAAGGGUGCCAGGUCGACUGCGCGCCCGCGCCCGGGUUGAGAUGGCGUCAGACAAUACCCCGGCAAAGGGUAAGAAGAAGCCAAGGGAUACGGUUGAAAGGGCACUUAAUAAGGUGGAAAAGGCGAGGCGUUCACUCAGGAAGACGCUCAAGCAGACCGAGGUAAUCCGUGAAGAGCUUCAUCUCCGUGCCAACACUGUGCAGUUGGCCGAGAUUAAGACGAACAGCAAAACUGCUGGGGAGUCACGCUGUCUCAAAGCCCAGUUUGAGCACUUGUCAAACGCUCUGGACAAGACUCGGCAACUAGUUGGUCGACUCCAGGUUCAAUUAGACUUGGAUGGUAUACGGAACGCAGCAGACCAGACACUCCUGGCUGCCCAAGAGGCCAAGAAUCUCGAGGAUGCCAUGACGAAAACUAAGAAACUAAAUAACAUGCUAUCAGAGCUCAGAGAUCCGAAGCAACCAUCGGAACUAUCUGAAAAGCUUGGAAAAGCACUUGCCAAAACCAAAAAGCUUAAUAAGAACCUGGCCAAGGUCAAACAGCCCACCGCAUAUAACUCUGACAUUGCUGAGAACGAAAAAGGGGAUGAUGACGUAGAGAUGGGCAGCGAUACGGACAACCCACAAACACAAACAUGUGCUCUGCCUUCUCGGCGGAAAAACGUGCCAAAGAGGGAUGAACAACUGCCCACACAUCUCUGGCAUGCGAAACGAGCCAAGAUGUCAACUAUCGAUAACCCAUUCUUCAGCAAGCCGACACCUAUCAAUAUGAAUACCAAAACUGUCCGCAAAAUCCAUAGAGCCUACAAUGCGUCCGCGUUCAUGCAUGAUGCGAGCCACAGGGGCUUCAUUCAAGCCUCAGGUCCUAUAUACGACGUCAAAGCGGUGUUGGAGGUGGUGGGAAUAAACUACCCGGGUGCCUCAUCUGAUUGGAUACGUGGAUGCCGUGUGUGGACUGGUAUAAUCCGCUUCGCAGAAUCUGGCAAGACUGGAGAUAUUACGCCUGCUCGAGUUAUCUGGAACCCAUCUGGCCAAUCCCUAGACAUGCUAGAUGAGGUUUCAACAGAGCGUCAAGUACUAAUCGAGGUCGAACCGGAUACCGUCCAGUUGGUCAUUCAUGCUCUGACGACUGCAGCAGAUCAUCUUGGCGACACAAGCAACCAGGUGACCAUACGAGAUCUUUCCGGCAAGCUUGGAUGUAUAGAACUGCUUGGCCCUGGCUCUGGACAGCGCCUGACUGAUAUACUUAUGCCACCGCACUUCCCAAGCAAUCAAGAUGCACGCAACCCGACUCAUUGGCGGCUAUUCCGCGCAAUAGCACAGACACAGCCCUCUAUGCUUGGACACGCCGUUGUCAUGGGACUGAUGAUCAGAUAUCCUGACAAGUACGGCAGAGAAGAUGUCCCUACGGCAGAUUGCAAUGAUAAAGACGACGCUGAGCAGCUUCUUGAAGCGCAAGAGGAGUGGGCAACCGAGAAAAAUCCUCAACCAUUGGCACUUUUGGAUCGAACUAUAAGAGGCGGCGCUUUGCAAGUGAUACAGAAAAAGCAAGUUGCAGCAGUCAAGGCCAGCACGGACGAGGCAAAGGGAUCAGAUCAGAGUGGCUCUUCAAUACCUAUACUACUUCUGUGCUCUGCAUCACAUUCACGCGGAAUCGAAGGCAAAUGGACCAUCGUCUGCCAACGUGAGCUGGUCAAACCGCUAUGGCUCCGUCUGUUCAGCCAAAAAGGGCAUUUCGGCGGCGAGAUUGAAAUAGCAUGCGUGGAGGAGAUGCAUCGUAUACACACAGAGCAAGCGGUCAAGUUCUUUCCCGUUGAUUUUCCACACACGGUCCACGGAACCCUGUGGGAGCUCAGGGAGCGUGAUCGUCUCCAAAAAGAAUGGGAGUCACGUCCGAAAGGCAAACGAACAAACUGGGCAACCCUGAACCUUGGACAUGAUGGCAAAGGUGAGCAUGGAAAUCCUUUUGCAUGCGAUUGGGAGCAUCUUCUGCAUGGCUCAACCUCGCCUCGGUCCAAAUUGCCACACAAGUCGAAGGAGGACAAAGAGGUGAAGGAUAAUUCACCGGUGCGUCUUGUUUCGCCAGAUGUCCCGAGACCUUUUGCAAUAUCUGUUUCUUCGGCCCUUUUCAGAGACUUUUUUCGGGCCGGCGUUGACCCUGCAAAAAGGCCUUCAAUUCCCGUGCUCGGAAUCUCCACUGUUCAUAUCAGCAUGUUUGAAGGAGGCGUCCCCAAUCCCCGUGCCCGAGUCUAUCUCCCCCCAAGCUUGAAGGAACAAGAAGAGCUCAGAAUCUCAUGGCUUGAGCGCUUCAAAGUUACAAUUGGUAGUGUGGGAAACAAACGCACGCAAAAGUCAAGCUCGGACCGACGGUUCCCACAAUCAUCAACUUUUACUGAGCGCAAGGAAAUCUUGGCGGAAAGCCUAUUCAGAAACACAGAUUGCGAGACUGCUGCUGGGAUGGGGGCAUCUCCCGUAAAACAGUAUCCCCAGGUCUUUGCCAAAGACCUGAUGGGAUACGUGACAAGCGGCGGAUAUAAUCUAGCUAGGGGCAGGGGUCAUGGUAUUGGCCACCUAGCGGCGAGCAAAAUUGCGGAAAGCAUGCAAGCCACUAUCGAUGUGGGAGGGUCAUGGAACGAUGCGGAAACCUUCUACUGCGUUGUCCGCAACGUUGGGGAAACGAUCUGCCGACCAGCGAUCUGGUGGUUCGUUGAGGAAAAUAGGGGUAGGAGAUAA
Messenger RNA from Pyricularia grisea, 3057 nucleotides. RefSeq lists its product as uncharacterized. The record is from RefSeq and is a predicted model, not a curated record. Gene Ontology annotation, cellular component: nucleolar ribonuclease P complex; ribonuclease MRP complex. Bases 1 to 3057 code for a protein of 1018 amino acids. Lineage: Eukaryota; Fungi; Ascomycota; Sordariomycetes; Magnaporthales; Pyriculariaceae. Gene Ontology annotation, biological process: tRNA 5'-leader removal. The transcript has a single exon.